GUUUGGCAGCCAGCUCAUACCACGACAAUCAGCUAUACAGCCUCCCAUCCAAUCUAUAUAGCAUAUAAAUUAUCAUAUUGGCUGGUCGUAUCAGGUGUGUGUAUCAUUGUGAAUGGACCGGACGUCUGGUUGGUUGGCAGACUCUAUCCACCUGCCGCAAGUGACGAUACAAAGACUCACCAUCUGCCACUAAAAGCGGUUCAGCCAAUAAGCAAGGCGCUCUCUACCGUCUGCAGAAUGACCUAUUGUUUCCAACGCAGAUGUUCACCUGCAACAUUGUAUCACACUUUUGUAUAGAAUGAAAUUACUUCAGCAAACCGCUUAGAAAAAAGCACCAUCAUUGUUUGCCUUUCUGUACAAAAGUAUACACUCUUGACAAAGAUAUUCAAGGCAGAGGCGCAGUGAAAAGAAAGCAAUACCACUUGAGGACAAUACACAUCGACAGAAAUUCCUGAAGUAUACCAUUUUGGGAAUUCUCUUGGCUUCGUUGGGUUUGGAAGUUGCUUCGCAGCUCGGGGUAUUUCUUUGCUGUUGGCACCCAGCCAAGGGAGUUGAUCAAGAUGGCAGGCAAGAGAAACCAGUUACGCAGAUUCCUACCGAGGUGUGUCAUCAUGACGCUGCGUGCAAGCAGGGAUUACCUCUCAAACCCAUUCCUGGCCACUUUGGUUCUUUUAAUCGCAGUCAUUUCAUCACAUGCAGCUGUAAGUUCAGAGGAGCUGGUCGACACAAUUUACGGACAAAUUGUAGGAUUUCGGAAACACGUCAUCGAUGGAGACCACGUUGUAGCGUAUUUGGGGAUACCAUACGCAAAGCCACCGGUGGGCAGCAGGCGGUACAAGCCACCUGAGACCAUGGGCUCGUGGAGGCCCGAAGUGAAGAACGCGUCGGCCUUUGGCUCGUCGUGCGUGCAAGUGCUGGACAUAGCGUACCCAAACUUUACAGGUUCUGAAAUGUGGAACACACAGUUACCCCUGGAUGAGGAUUGCCUAUACCUGAAUGUGUGGGUACCUUCUCCACGGCCCAGCAGGGAUAGACUACCUGUCAUGGUAUGGAUAUUCGGCGGGGGUUUCUACGGUGGGGUGGCCACGCUACCCGUGUACGACGGCAGCACACUAGCAGCCACACAAGGUGUCAUCGUGGUCUCGAUGAACUAUAGAGUCGGCUCCUAUGGAUUCUUAUCUUUUGGAAACUCAGAGGUUCCUGGAAAUAUGGGUCUUCUUGAUCAGGCCAUGGCGUUGCAGUGGGUACAGGAUAACAUUGAAUACUUCAACGGGGACCCAGAUAAAGUGACGCUGUUCGGGGAGAGCGCCGGAGCGGUGAGCAUUGGGUAUCACCUGCAGUCCCGGCUGAGUCAACCGUUGUUCAACCGAGCGAUCAUGCAGAGUGGGACAUCCCUGUGUCACUGGGGCCUGAUCACAAAUGAAGAGGCAAGGGAGCGAGCCAUGAAAUUCGCACGCGGUCUCAACUGCGUGGAGUACUCCGACGGGACCCAGUUCACCGACGCUCAGAUACUGGCGUGCCUUCGCACCAAGGACCCAAACGAGACGCUGAAUUUUGAGUUUGUAGAGAGCAACGUUUACAUCUUCCCGUUCGUCCCUGUCGUGGACGGUGUCUUCAUCACUGAGACCCCGAAGUCUGCCUUCGAGCGGUACGCAGUCAAAUCAACAGACAUCAUGCUCGGCUCCAAUAAAAACGAAGGCUCUUUCUUCAUGAUCUACUACCUACCGGCAUUCAACAAAGACACGGAAAGUUUGAUCAACAACACUAAAUUUAACGAAACAGUCGGGACGAUUUUUGAAUCCAUGAACAAGUUCGCCAUGAGCGCAAUCAAAUUUCAAUACACGGACUGGCUGGACCCACGGGACCCUCGCAAACUACGGGACGCCGCCGAGGCGUUCGUGACGGACUAUAAAAUCGCGUGUCCCAUUUUUGAGACUGCCAGGGCACAUACGGCGGCCCACAACAACGCAUACCUUUACCGCUUCCAGCAGCGGGCGUCGAACAACCCCUGGGCCGAGUGGAUGGGGGUUCUACACGGCGACGAGAUCGCCUUCGCCUUCGGUCAGCCCUUGCAUCCGAGUAAUGGAUUCUCAGAAGACGACAUUGCUCUCAGCAGAAAGAUGAUGCGGUUAUGGAGUAACUUUGCGAAAACCGGAAACCCCAACACGGAACAUCCGAACGAUCCGGACGAGCUUGCUGAAGGAUGGCCUCCGUUCCGGUUAGAUGCUCCGGAGCAUUACAUAUUGGAUUCCUCUACAGUGGAUACUCCUUUGUAUGCUGACUACGAUAAGGCCAGCCAGUGUGCAUUCUGGAGGGAGUACCUACCAAAGCUCAACGCACAAACAGCUGAUAUUAAUGAGGCCGAGAUGAAAUGGAAGGAGGAAUUUCACCAGUGGAGCACCAAAUACAUGGUGGAUUGGAAAGCCGAGUUCGACAACUACAUCUAUAACAAGGACCAAGAGUGUUCACGACCAAACACCUAAAACCAGGUAGAUCGUGUCAGCAUUUUCUACAUCAAGGAAAUUCUGUCGCCCGUAGGUGGAGAACUCUCAAUUUUAACAUCCCUUAAUUCCCUAUUUUAUCCCCUUUUAUCUAGGGACCAACUGAUAUUUUUCAUGUUUUGCAUUUUUAUAAGCAUUUUUCAUGUUUUUGUGUCAAAAUAACAAAUAAAUACUGUUAAAGUAGCAAACAAUUAUUUAAAAUUUUACAAAUUUUUCAUCAGACUUGAUAAUGACAAGACUUCGUUGCUGGGUGAAAACAAUGUUAAAAAAAAUUGUUAGGCCUAACAAUUAUAUCGAGCUGGCAUUUCCUUUAUAUUAUUAUUGUUUUUCCUUCAAAAAAUGUCUUUGAAAGAUUCUUGAAACAGAAACAAAAUAUUAUUUCACAUUGCUCUGUUAAAUGUGAGGAUUGGCGGUUGUGUAAAUUGUAUGAUGCACUUCACAGUAUUAACGAAUCAGUGGACCAGACUAGAAGAAAUUCUAAAACCGACUUUGAAAUUUGUUGUGAGAGGAAUUUUCCUUGGAGUGCGAUGCUUUAUUUGUCUCCGAAGCCACGGCUGUGACGGGGACCUCGAGACCCAAGGUCCUACCGGCCUUGCAGAGUCGUCAUCAAGCCGUGCAAAUAAACAGGUAAUGGACAACCUGUUGAUUUGUCCACCAUUAGUCUAAAUUCCAUCGGUAGGGAGUCCUUAAUGGAAUAAUGGACCAGGGACGUAGAAUACAGUGCCCGAUUACGCGGUUGUGGAUAGUCGACUUAAAGGGUUUGGGUACUUCUCGUAAGACACACAACACAACUUACACAUAUUUACAUAAAACUUACAAGAUAAUGAUCGUAAAAAUCUCCCCUUAAAAUAUUAACUGCUGAGUUGAUGUAGUUUUUGAGAAAUGAGUUUAACGAAAACAGUGUUUGUAUCUGGAGACGACCAUUAUUUGCAAGUCAUAUUUACCGGUACUGGUAUUAUGCGACUCUCCUGAAAAUAUCAAUCUGUAGGUUUUACCCUUUUUUUCUAAUGAAGCUGAAACUUCUACAGAUAAUUACAUGCAUCUUCAUUCACAGUGAGUAUGAGAACAUGUUAUGGCCAAAACCUUGAUAUAAAACAAAAGUAUCAAACCCUUAAAGACAGUGGACACUAUUGGUAAUUGUCAAAGACUAGUCUUCA
This is a messenger RNA of Asterias rubens (European starfish), 3658 nucleotides long. Its product is annotated as acetylcholinesterase-like. Gene Ontology annotation, molecular function: acetylcholinesterase activity. Gene Ontology annotation, cellular component: plasma membrane. The transcript has 4 exons. Gene Ontology annotation, biological process: choline metabolic process; acetylcholine catabolic process. The coding region runs from base 561 to 2483 and encodes 640 amino acids. Lineage: Eukaryota; Metazoa; Echinodermata; Asteroidea; Forcipulatida; Asteriidae. The record is from RefSeq and is a predicted model, not a curated record.